AGUAGCUGUCAAAUAACGCAAAGAGAGGUUAUUGUUAUUAUUUUUGUUUUGUGCUGUUUUUUAAUUUAAUAGAAAAUGGAAGAAGAGAAUUCUCUGUAUUACUCUCAUCAGAAAUUGCAGAAUUUAAUCGUAUCGAAUUCUGGAAAAAGACCAGAGGAAGUGGUAAUUAAAUUCUUCAGAGAAAGUAACUUUGCUCCAAUCCCUGACUUCCAAAAAGGUGCUGAAUGGUUUAAUGUUUCCAGGCCUCUAUCACUGGAAUCUGAAUUGAAAAGGAAGUUAGUUCUAUUGGAUUUUUUCACUUACUGCUGCAUCAAUUGUAUGCACAUUUUGCCUGAACUGAAGGAAAUUGAAGAAGAGUUCACUGUUGAUGAUGGAUUUGUUGUUGUUGGAGUACACAGUGCCAAAUUUGAAAAUGAAAAGUCUUCUGCUAAUGUGUUGAAUGCAGUGCAAAGGUAUAAUAUAAACCAUCCGGUUAUAAAUGACAAGAAUUCAGAGAUGUGGAGGCGGUGUGAGGUUCACUGUUGGCCUACUCUAUUGCUGAUUGGGCCAAAUAGGAAGCCGUUAGUAAUGAUGAUGGGAGAAGGACAUAAAGAGCAUAUGAGGCUGUACAUUAGUGCUGCAUUGGAAUGCUUCAAAGAUGAUGUAAGUAAAAAAGAUAUACCUCUACAUCUGUCUGCUCAUUUGAUUGGAGAUGCAAGCGACGUUGCUUCUCUCAAAUUCCCUGGAAAAGUAGCCUAUCAUAAUGGAGUGUUGGCAGUAUCAGAUUCCGGAAACAACAGAAUUCUAUUGAUAGAAAAUGGAAAAAUAAUUAAAAUUAUUGGUAACGGUGGUUUGGGUGGUCGCAAGGAUGGUACUUUAUCCGAGGCGAAAUUUAAUAAUCCUCAAGGAUUAACUUUCGCCAAAAACAAAGAUGUUAUUUAUGUGGCGGAUACAGAUAAUCAUGCCAUUAGAAAGAUCGAUCUGAUAAAGGGUUUAGUUACUACGGUUGCUGGACGUGGCGGUAUCCAAGGUAACGAUUAUAAGGGCGGAGCGAUUGGGGAGGAGCAAGUGAUUUCUUCUCCGUGGGACGUGGCCCUUUAUGGAAAUAUUCUAUUGAUAGCCAUGGCCGGAACCCAUCAAAUUUGGGGCUUGUUUAUCGAAGAGACUAAGUUCUGGAAAGGAAAGGUCUACGAGAAAGGAACGGUAGUUAACUUGGCAGGAAGCGGCCGCGAGGAAAACCGUAACAAUUCCUAUCCCGCCAAUGCCGCGUUUGCCCAACCUUCCGGGCUGACGAUCAACGAGGAGAAGGCUGAAAUGUACUUGGCCGAUAGUGAGAGUUCGGCUAUCAGGAAGGUGUCUUUAUUAGAUGGCAAGGUCUCAGCUGUUGUGGGUGGCGAUAGGAACCCAAGUGACUUAUUCGCUUUCGGUGAUGUGGAUGGAGUUGCUUUCAAUGCCAAACUGCAACACCCAUUAGGCGUGGCUUACGCUUCCGGAGAGGUGUACGUUUGUGACACGUACAACCACAAAAUUAAGAUAAUCGACGUGGAACAGAAUUCCGUGCGUACUUUAUCCAAUUUGGGGACGUUCAAUGAACCUGGUGGCAUUUGUGUUGGAAACAAUGACGAAAUCUACGUGGCCGAUACGAACAAUCAUUGCAUCAAGCGCAUCAAACAUAAGAGCAAUGUCGAGAUUCUGAAGUUUGAUAUGGAGACCUCCAUCGAUGGUAAAGUAAAACGCGAUACAGUAUUAUUAAUCCGUGACAAAGUCAUGGUCAACUCGAACGAUGGGCGUAUCGAAUUGAAGCUUAUCCUAGAUUUUGUCGGGGGGUUGACUCUGACCGCGAACGCCCCGAACAAAUGUACACUCGACAUGAAAUCCAAGCAGAUUUCCGGUUCCGCCACGAGCGACAGUCAAGUUGCAUUUUCCACAUUUAUCAUGAAAUGCAACGGGAACGCAGGCGACGAUUAUAUCGACGUCAAUUAUAAUUUGAUCACCUGCAUGGGUGAUAUCUGUCUUCCGAAACGGUUCGUCGUCAGGCAACCCAUCGAACUGGGAAACAAAUUCCCUGAGAUGGUGAGCUGUUCCGCCAAAGUCGAGAUCUCUAUGAACGAUUUCAAAUUGUUAUGAUGUCAUUUGAAAGUUUUAUAUUGUUAAUUUAUUAACUUGAAAUCUAUAUAUUUUAUGGA
Molecule: messenger RNA, 2165 nt
Organism: Nicrophorus vespilloides
Lineage: Eukaryota; Metazoa; Arthropoda; Insecta; Coleoptera; Silphidae
Product: NHL repeat-containing protein 2
Exons: 4
Coding region: 76-2106 (676 amino acids)
Molecular function (GO): protein binding
Source: RefSeq, a predicted model, not a curated record